Paramisgurnus dabryanus is the source of this 1496-nucleotide messenger RNA. Its product is annotated as cytosolic sulfotransferase 3-like. NCBI's taxonomy places the organism in Eukaryota, Metazoa, Chordata, Actinopteri, Cypriniformes, Cobitidae. Gene Ontology annotation, molecular function: sulfotransferase activity. The record is from RefSeq and is a predicted model, not a curated record.
GAGAGAGGGAGAGAGAGAGGAGAGGACAAAUUGAUAUAACUUUGAACUUGAGUACAGAUCGAUAAAUGUAGCUCUUCGUUUGUAGGAGAGGAGACUGUUUUUGGUGUAAAGUACCAGGCAUAUUUCCAUUUGAAAAAUAAAAGAGCUGCCAAAAACAUUCGACAAAAGAAGAAAAAGAAGACAAAGGGUAAGAGAAACCAUGGAAAUCCCUGAUGUGGCCUCAAUUAAUAUAGAGGGUCGGCCUGAGAUGUUUGAUUUUGAGGGUGUUUCUAUGACCAACUUCUUCACUGACAACUGGGAAAAUGUAAAGAACUUUCAGGCAAGACCGGAUGACAUACUGAUCGCCACUUACCCUAAAGCAGGCACCACCUGGGUUUCUUAUAUACUGGACCUUCUGUAUUUUGGUAGUGCUGAUUUAGAGCACCAGACUUCCCAGCCUAUUUAUAUGAGAGUGCCAUUCUUGGAGUCAUGCUUUCAAAACUUUCCAUCAGGAGCUGAAAUGGCUGAUAAUCUGAAAACUUCUCCUCGACUCAUUAAAACUCAUUUACCUGUUCAGCUUGUGCCCAAGUCAUUCUGGGAGCAGAACUCAAGGGUGGUGUACGUAGGCCGUAAUGCAAAAGACAAUGCUGUUUCCUACUUUCAUUUUGAUCGAAUGAACAUGGUACAGCCUGAACCCGGAGACUGGAACUACUUUUUACAGAGAUUUAUGGAAGGAAAGAAUGUGUUUGGUUCGUGGUUUGACCAUGUCAGUGGAUGGUGGGAGAAGAAACAGACCUAUUCUAACUUACUCUACUUGUUCUAUGAGGAUAUGAUUGAGGAUACAGGGCGAGAGGUGGAACGUUUGUGCUCCUUCCUGGGAUUAUCAACUUCGGCUCAGGAGAGAGAGAAAAUAACAAAAGGAGUUCAUUUUGAUUCAAUGAAACAAAACAAAGUGACCAAUCAUGCCACAAUCCCUUUCAUGGACUUUAAGAUUUCACCCUUUAUGCGAAAAGGUAAAGUUGGAGACUGGAAGACUCUCUUCACUGUGGCACAAAAUGAAGAGUUUGAUGAGGUCUACAAACAAAAGAUGAAGAACACCACUGUCAAGUUUCGGACAGACAUUUAAAGAUUGUGUUGCGGUCAUUGUUUCAGAAUAGUCACUAAAUAAUUAGUAGUGCACAAUCUCAGUUCUCUGAAAUUGACUGAUCUGACGAGUACUUUUCUUUAAAAAUAUUCAGGAUUUUUUUCUUUAAAUGUGAGGAGGAAUAGGAUUUUCUAAAAUAGUCUAAAUAAAAUUGUAAAAGUCUACAAUCUUUGACUGCACAUGGGUAGCAUGCUUGCUUACUUUAAUAUACUAGAAAUAAAGUUGAAAAGCAAUGAAUAUAAAGUGUGUCAUACUUGGAACUGAAUAAUUCUGUUUACUGUUUAAGGAAAAAAAGAUACAUAAGUUCACAAAGACUGGUCAAAAGGCUUUGCAAAAAGUUUUUGCUGCUAUCAUUUCUUUCUUUCUUCAAUAA